AUGGAUACCAAGUUUCCGCGGGUCUUUGAGAAAGAAGGAGAGUUUUUCUGCUUUGCGGGCCAAUCAAACCAAGCGGUAACCGCGUUUCCAAGGGAAAAUAUAUUGAAAAACGCCAAAGAGUUCUCGUCCAAGUAUUUGCAACAUAAACAAGAGAAAGGAGAGUUGCUUGAUAAAUGGAUUAUUAUGAAAGACUUACCUGGCGAGAUUGGGUUCGCGUUAGAUAUUCCAUGGUACGCAAGGUUGCCCCGAGUGGAGAGGAGAUUCUAUAUUGAGCAGUAUGGUGGAGAAAACGACGUUUGGAUUGGCAAGACCCUUUAUAGGAUGCCAUAUGUGAACAAUAAUGAAUAUCUGGAAUUAGCAAAACAAGACUACAACAAUUGCCAAACUUUGCAUCAACUCGAGUGGGACACUUUCCAAAAGUGGUAUGAAGAAAAUUGGUUAAGUGGUGUAGCGGCAGCUACAGCUAGCACAAGCAAUCUAUUGAUUCUGUGA
Molecule: messenger RNA, 492 nt
Organism: Eruca vesicaria subsp. sativa (arugula)
Lineage: Eukaryota; Viridiplantae; Streptophyta; Magnoliopsida; Brassicales; Brassicaceae
Source: the annotation of a GenBank genome assembly